AUGUUCACCAAAUACUUGGUUUGUCUACUUGCAUUGAUGCAAUUAAUAUCAGCUUCUGCUUUUACAUUCAUUUUAGGAGCCAAUGAAAAAUCAUGUUUUUAUAUUUUCACAGAACAACCAGAAACUCAAAUAAGAUAUUAUUUUGCUGUACAAAGUGGAGGAUCAUUUGACGUGGAUUAUGUUAUAACUGACCCAAACUCAAAUGUUAUAUAUCAAGAAAAUAAAAAAAGACAUGGAGAUUUUGUUUUUACUGCUCAUCCAGUUGGUGAAUAUGAAUUUUGUUUUUCAAAUACUAUGUCAACUUUCUCUGAAAAAGUUGUUGAUUUCCAAAUAGAAGUUGAAAAUGAAGAAAGUAUUAAAAAUAGAAUAAAAGCAAACUUACCCGAUCAACCAAACACAAAACCUUUAGCUCAUGUUGAAAGUAUGCAAGCAACUGUUGAUAAGAUCGAGGGUCAAUUGGACGGAUUAAGUAAAACAUUACAAUUCUAUAAAACUAGAAAUAAUAGAAAUCAAGCAACUGUUAGGUCAACUGAAUCAAGAAUAUUUUAUUUCUCAAUUUUCGAAGUUUUGUUGAUGGUUGGAAUGGGAUUUUUACAAAUAACAAUUGUUCAAUUAUUUUUCAAAGGAUCAAGGAAGCAAUUAGUAUAG
Messenger RNA from Lodderomyces pseudojiufengensis, 648 nucleotides. RefSeq lists its product as uncharacterized. Lineage: Eukaryota; Fungi; Ascomycota; Pichiomycetes; Serinales; Debaryomycetaceae. The coding region runs from base 1 to 648 and encodes 215 amino acids. Gene Ontology annotation, cellular component: endoplasmic reticulum; endoplasmic reticulum-Golgi intermediate compartment; COPII-coated ER to Golgi transport vesicle. The record is from RefSeq and is a predicted model, not a curated record. Gene Ontology annotation, biological process: Golgi organization; protein retention in ER lumen; endoplasmic reticulum to Golgi vesicle-mediated transport. The transcript has a single exon.